Mizuhopecten yessoensis (Yesso scallop) is the source of this 453-nucleotide messenger RNA. RefSeq lists its product as uncharacterized. The transcript has a single exon. Lineage: Eukaryota; Metazoa; Mollusca; Bivalvia; Pectinida; Pectinidae. The coding region runs from base 1 to 453 and encodes 150 amino acids. The record is from RefSeq and is a predicted model, not a curated record.
AUGGCUGUGUUUAACUCCAACUGUCCCCGAUAUGACUAUGAUUGUCCCCAUAUGACUAUGAUUGUCCCGUAUGGCUAUGAUUGUCCCCGUAUGGCUAUGAUUGGCCCGUAUGGUUAUGAUUGUCCCCGUAUGGCUAUGAUUGUCCCGUAUGGGUAUGAUUGUCCCCGUAUGGCUAUGAUUGUCCCGUAUGGGUAUGAUUGUCCCCGUAUGGCUAUGAUUGUCCCCGUAUGGCUAUGUUUGUCCCGUAUGGCUAUGAUUGUCCCGUAUGGCUAUGAUUGGCCCCGUAUGGCUAUGAUUGUCCCGUAUGGCUAUGAUUGUCCCCUAUAUGGCGAUGAUUGUCCCCGAUAUGAUUAUGGUUGUCCCCGUAUGGCUAUGAUUGUCCCGUAUGGGUAUGAUUGUCCCCGAAUGGCUAUGAUUGUCCCGUAUGGCUAUGAUUGUCCUGUAUGGCUAUGA